This is a messenger RNA of Anoplopoma fimbria (sablefish), 1506 nucleotides long. RefSeq names its product E3 ubiquitin-protein ligase TRIM39-like. The record is from RefSeq and is a predicted model, not a curated record. Gene Ontology annotation, molecular function: zinc ion binding; protein binding. Lineage: Eukaryota; Metazoa; Chordata; Actinopteri; Perciformes; Anoplopomatidae. The annotation marks the transcript as partial. The transcript has a single exon.
AUGUCUUCCAUAUUUGGAGAAGAUCUCUGCUGUUCUGUCUGCCAUGACGUCUUUAAAGAUCCGGUUGUUCUGCCAUGUAGCCACAGCUUCUGUAGAGUGUGUCUGCAGAGCUGGUGGACAGAGAAGGAUAUCCUGGAAGAAGACUGUCCACUUUGUAAGACAUUUUCAAAUGACUUCCUACAUCCUUACUUUGCUCUAAGGAACCUGUGUGAGAGUUUCCUACAGGAGAGAGAUCAGAGAGCUUCAGAGGCUCUCUGCAGUCUGCACUCUGAGAAACUCAAACUCUUCUGUCUGGACCAUCAGCAGCCAGUGUGUGUCGUCUGCAGAGAUUCAGAAAAACACACCAACCACAGAUUCAGACCCAUCGAUGAAGCUGCUCAACAACACAAGAAGAAACUUCAGGAAACUCUGGAGCCCUUAAAGGAGAAGUUAAAGGUUUGUGAACGAGUUAAAGUGAAGUUUGAUCAAACAGCAGAACACAUGAAGGUCCAGGCCCGACGCACAGAGAGGCAGAUUCAGGAUCAGUUUCAGAAGCUCCACCAGUUUCUAGAGGAGGAAGAGGAGGCCAGGAUGGCUGCAGUGAGGGAGGAAGAGGAGCAGAAGAGUCAGAUGAUGAAGGAGAAGAUGGAGGCUCUGAGCAGAGAGAUAGCAGCUCUUUCAGACACAGUCAGAGCCACAGAGGACGAGCUGAGAGCUGAAGACGUCUCAUUCCUCAACAACAAGGCUGCAGUGGACAGAGUCCAGCAGCGCCCCCUGCUGGAGGAUCCACAGCUGCUCUCAGGAGCUCUGAUAGAUGAGGCCAAACACCUGGGCAACCUGACCUUCAACAUCUGGAACAAGAUGAAGGACAUGGUCUCCUACACUCCUCUGGUUCUGGACCCAAACACUGCUGGUUCAAGACUCCUCCUGUCUGAAGAUCUGACCAGUGUGAGACCAGGAGAGAAACAGCAGCUUCCUGAUAAUCCAGAGAGGAUCGAUGGUUACUAUUACUUCUCUGUUCUGGGCUCUGAGGGCUUUAACUCUGGGACUCACAGCUGGGACGUCCAGGUUGGAGACAGUGAAGUCUGGUCAGUCGGUGUGUUAGAAGAGUCCGUCCAGAGGAAGGGAGUCAUACCGUCCGGAUUAUGGAAAAUAGAGUUCUUCUACGGUAAAUACAACACGUUCUCCCCAUCGGAUCCAGACACUGAUCUCGUAGUCCAGAAGAAGCUCCAGAGGAUCCGAGUGAAUCUGGACUGGAACAGAGGAAAGCUGUGGUUCUCUGAUCCUGAUACCAACACACACAUACACACCUUCACACACACCUUCACUGAGAGGAUGUUUCCCUACAUUAACACUGUGGGCCUCCCGCUGAAGGUUUUACCAAUGAAGCUCUCUGUGACUGUAGAACAGGAGGACGAUGAUGACGAUGACGAUGAUGACAGCAACGAUGACGAUGACAGCAACGAUGAUGACGAUGAUGAUGACAGCGACGAUGACGAUGAUGAUGAUGAUGACAGCGACGAUGAC